Molecule: messenger RNA, 2434 nt
Organism: Exophiala xenobiotica
Lineage: Eukaryota; Fungi; Ascomycota; Eurotiomycetes; Chaetothyriales; Herpotrichiellaceae
Exons: 2
Coding region: 660-2237 (525 amino acids)
Biological process (GO): malate transmembrane transport
Cellular component (GO): membrane
Molecular function (GO): malate transmembrane transporter activity
Source: RefSeq, a predicted model, not a curated record
GGGGAUUUGAACCCCGGACCUUUCACAGACUCAUUCGUAUAGGUAAAUGCGAAGCGAAAAUCAUACCCCUAGACCAUGUGCUGUUUGAUUGUUAGGACCGACAUUUAUCGAAAGGUACAGUAUUUGGGAGAGACUUACCCCCAGCCAGCAAAUCCAGAUGCGAUGGAUUUAACCAUGCAAUCAGCGUGGAUUUCAAGCAAAUUUGGGGCACCACAGUUGAUAUACCUCUUAUUUUUCUCCAGCCAGAACUUGUAUCGUCAUACCCGUCGUCUCCGAGAUUUGCAGGAAAAGAUCCGAACCAUGAUGGCACAACGGAACGAAUCGUGGGGCGGCAUCAAAUCCAAGCCAAGCUACUUUCAAACUCGAUGGUUCGUUCAACACGGAAAGCCGGCAUCGUCAUCGCCUCUUUUCCUCUUGGGCAACCUCGCUAUUGUCGACGACAACGUGAGAAAUAUAGGCGUAAGCUCGAAAUCUGCCCCUCUUUGACUUCGCAGACGUUCCCUUCUUUCCGUUCGCAUAACUGGCGUUCUUUUCUUUACUGUCGUCUGUAUGGAUGCGGGUGGACUCCGAGUGUUUCAUGGAUUGCGUGCGUUCGACACAGCCGACUUUCCGUUUCUGCCAUUGUGUCGUUGGGCUGGGGUGGAAUAUAACCAGGCACAAUGCUCCCAGUCCGUCGCUCGGCGACUCCUUUCAGAAAGCAUGGGGCCAUCAUGCAGAGAAACGAUCCAGAUGCGCAACACUUCUAUAGCGACGAGCACGGGAGUGCUGCUCGCUCGGUAACCACAUCUCGCAGCCAGGAAGGCUGGCGAACACCUACCAUCGAAGAUCCAGAGCAUCCAGUGAACCUGUCUCGCAGCCUAGACAGUAUCUUCCAACAUGGAUCUGCUACACAUCGCAACGGCUCGCAACGGCAUACGGAUGAUGAAAAGCAAGCUGAAUUCCCAUACGAAGACGAGGCCGAAACUGAGACGCCGAAGCAUCUAUCUUGGAGACAAAGGAUGCAGCACGUCACCUGGGCGUGGUUCACUAUGACCAUGGCUACUGGUGGUAUCGCCAAUGUAUUGCACGACGUACCUUACAGGUUUCAUGGUCUCUACACCAUCGGCCUCAUCUUCUUCCUGAUGAACAUUGUCUUCUACGUCAGCAUCUGGGCAAUGAUCAUCACCCGCUUCGUGCUGUAUCCAUGGACGUUCAAAGCGAGCUUCACACAUCCUACCGAGUCGCUCUUCGUUCCCGCGUUCGCUGUCUCAUUUGGUACGAUUUUGAUCAACAUCGUCGAGUACGGAACCGGCAACGUUGGAGCGUGGCUCAACUGCACUGUCCUUGUUCUCUUCUGGCUCGACUGUGGUGUGGCCAUCGCACUCAGCAUCACCAUCUACCUGAUCCUAUGGUCUACCCUGACAUUCACAAUUGCGCGCAUGACACCUAUCUGGAUCUUCCCAGCCUACCCUCUCCUUAUCAUUGGUCCACAUGCUGCGAAACUGGCAGCAAAGGUAAUUAGCUUGCAACACGCCAUUCGCGUCAUCAUCGCAGGGUUCACCAUUCAAGGCAUUGGAUUUCUCGUCUCCCUGACCAUUUACUCGGCGUUUGUCUAUCGGCUCAUGACACAGAAACUACCUCCAGAACCACUUCGGCCUGGCAUGUUCGUCUCAGUCGGACCCUCGGCAUUUACCGUCAGUGGAACUAUUGGCAUGGCACAGAACUUGCAGAGAGUGAUCGCUUCCAGUCCGACUUCGAGAUUCAUGGACGUUCCCGGCCUGAUGGCCUCGCGCAUUCUCCGACUUUGUGGAAACUGGAUGUCGCUUUGGUUGUGGGGCCUAGCCUGGUGGUUCUUCUUCAUCAGCUUGCUCUCCAACGCUGACUGUCUGCGAGAGAAACAUCGUAUGCCCUUCGCCAUGACUUGGUUCAGCUUCAUCUUCCCUCAGACCGCCUUGACAACGGCCACGUUCGCCGUCGCUGAAGCAUUUGACGUUGAUGCAAUCAGGGUAAUCGGCUGUGUCAUGACUUGUGUCUUGAUACUGGCUUGGGGAGUUGUGGUUGGAUGCAUGAUCAGAGCGAUCAUCAAUAAACAAGUCAUGUGGCCGGAGAAGGGAGAGGAUAAAACGGAAGGUGGCUUCAAAGCUCACCAGAACAGGUCGGAAACGUCUUUGAGCAUCGUGCCUACUGCUCUUGCAGUCGCUGAUGUUCGCGACCCUCGCCAGGAAGCUGCGGCCGAUGCAGCGGCUGAUAAUGUCUGAUGUACUUCGAGCGUUUUUUGUCCUUUUUGCAUAUGUCUGCAGAUGUUGGAUCCUACUAUUACACCAUUCCUCGCUCUGCAGGCAGUGGUCGAGAUUUCAUUGAGAUCUGACAGCGCAGCAGAUGCUAGCACCUAGCUACGACAGGAAUCAUAUUAGUGUUCUUCCUAGAGAUGGGUUUCUUCCAUAAUGGUACAAGU